Molecule: messenger RNA, 1479 nt
Organism: Rodentolepis nana
Lineage: Eukaryota; Metazoa; Platyhelminthes; Cestoda; Cyclophyllidea; Hymenolepididae
Source: the annotation of a GenBank genome assembly
AUGUCACAAAACGAAGUCUUGGUUUCUACAACUGUAGAAAGUCCCAAAAUCCGUCAUAUCACACCGCCAUUGGAAGAACUUCAGUCUCUACCAUCGGCAUUCUAUAACUGUAAUAUUUGUGGUCUUCAAGUUAAAACACAGUCCAAUCUCCGAGCUCAUUAUAUUAAAACUCACGGUCUUGUUAAUGAUGCCAAAGAUGUCGCUUUUCUUUUGCGCAAGAAAACGGAUAUAUCCGAUGUUUUUCAUUGCCCAGUGUCUAAUUGCAAAUAUACCAAAUCUUCUGGGACGGGUUUCUCAAAAUUUUGGCAUCUGAAACAGCAUUAUCAAUUGGUGCAUAUGAAGAAAACUUUUCAGUGCGCAACAUGCUCUCAGCGAUUCUCAACACCCAGUGCUCAAGCUUACCAUUCUAAAACAUGUGGAACCAAUUUUGAGUGCCCAAUCUGUGGUCGCAAAUAUAAAGCCAAGAAGUUUCUCAACCAACAUUCUCGUCGCUCGGGUCAUGAUGUUAGAUCAAGACCAGAGUUGAGAAGCUCACCACAACACCACACUUCCCUCGGUGUCGAAAUUGGAUCCUCUCAAGUUUCUAUACCAUCUACCUCAUCUUCCUCUUCGGACAUUCCAAGCACUUCUUCCAACCCUUCUACUAGAGUCGCUAUUCUCCCCCUUCUAAUUCUCCCCCUAGGUGUUUCACCUGGUACUGGACUUAACCAAAAUAACUCCGUCUCAUACUCAAAUGCAACAGCCUCUUUAAUUGGCGAAGUCAUCUCCCAACUGGGCUCCAACCUUACUGUCCUGCCUCCGCUGGUGUCAGCCGGUUCUGGGGGUUAUGCCAAUACGCCUAUGUCCACUCAACCCUCAACCCAGUUAAGUAAUCUACAGUAUGCGCCAGACACUACUCAGUCCUCUGAGUAUGGCCAACCAGAAAGUGUGAAUGUCGGAACGGAGGGAGGGGAGAGAUUUUUCCCCCUUGUGGAUGUCGGUACUGCAACAAUGCGUCUCUCCCAUGCUCACACUCAGACAGAGCUCAAUGUCCCGCCAGAUUAUAUCCCAUCACCUUUUUCUGUACCGGCAGCUCAACAGACGAACUUUUGCUAUUACGGCGACGAACAGCAUCAGGUGCAAAUGACUAGGGAUUCCUUUACGGUGACAUCACCACCUCACGUAUCUGUGGGAAAUUCACCUCAACCUUCCACUUUCCUUCCGGAUAUGUCUCAUACGAGUACCUACAUGUCUCCCGGUAAUUCCAUUGAAUUGCAGUACCCCGAGGUGAACUCGAAUGGCACAAUGACCAACUACCAUGGUGCGCAUCCUCAUCAUCUUCAACAGCAUGCCUUUCAGCAGACCGCCACUAUGCCGACAACAACAACAAGUGUCGCCUCAAAUGGCGUCAAUUCUGCACUCUAUCUUCAUUCUGGAAGUACCACUUUACCCAGUUGCUAUGGUGAAUAUAACAGUGGUAAGCGCCUAGACUUCCUUUGA